Molecule: messenger RNA, 363 nt
Organism: Paramecium tetraurelia
Lineage: Eukaryota; Ciliophora; Oligohymenophorea; Peniculida; Parameciidae
Exons: 2
Source: RefSeq, a predicted model, not a curated record
AUGGGAGCAGCCAUUGCAGUAAGAAAUAGACAUUGGUGGUUUAGAGGUCUUUACGAUGAUUACAUUGGAAGAGAAACAAGACUUUCAUUUGGGUUAGCAGCAGUAAUUUGGAUUCCUCAUUAUGUCUAUGGUGUCUACUUAAACAGAACAAUUGAAACUAAUACAUCACAUAAGAUUUACUCUAUGGAAGUUGGACCAUCUAGAAAUAGAUUGACUCAUUCAAUGAUCUUUGAGUAAUUUGAAAUGGUUUUGGAAAAUUGGGAAGAAUUAAAUAAAGAAUAUGCAGAAAAAGGGAAAAAAAUGCUUGAAGAAUGAAAUUGGGCAAUAUUAAUAUUAUAAAUAAAUAUACAAAACACAACUUUA